UUGGUCGUCGUCAUUGGAUUAGCAUCCAUCGUUUUCAUCCUCGGCAUCGAUCCCUUCACUGUGGCAUACACACUCGCCCACGGCAAGGUGACGCACGAUCGCACCCACGUAGCGGGGUUCCUGGAGAACAGGCAGUUGCGUCUCGGGUUCUUGACGGUGCUGGCCGGCACGGCCCUCACCGGGCUCUCCGUCGGGGUCAUUGCAAUGGAUAGUUGGGGGUCUGACGAACACGUCGCCGACGGGCCACUCAUAGGCGUGCUGCGUUCGUUGCGGGAGCGUCAGGCCAGCGUCCCAAAGGACAAGGCCUUCGCGCUGAGCAGUGUCCUGUACAGCCUGGACAUAUCGCACGCAGAUGCGAACCACGAUCUAUCGCUGGGCGAGGUGUAUCACCGGCUCUUCCUCGACCUGUUGCAUUUCCAGCCUGCGGUGAUAAACUUGCUCGUCGACGUGAACCCGGCAUCAGGUUGGGAAAGGGAGGUACCGUCUUGGGUUCCAGACUGGAGCACCAUCAGGCAGAGGCCUUGGCUAAAGCCAGAACAUGUCUACGACCACAUUGAUAAGUACCAGGACAACCUACCUGCUCCGCAUAUGAAGAUCAGUGAAGGGAAACUUGGACUAUGGGGGACUCUGGAGGGCACCGUAGCUGCCUGUACCACGACAAUGUUUGACCGACAGAGUUUCGCCUGGGAUGAUCUUCAAUUCCCGUCCCAGAUGCUCUCGAUGCUGUUGCGGUUCUUCAUCCAGGCACAGGAUAUCUUGACCGAUGCGAGCCCUCCCGUAUGCUUGUCCGCGGAGAUCGCUCGAGUCGUCAGGGGGUGCGUGCCUAACCUCGAUGGACAACACACAACGGCGCUCACAGAAUGCCUCGAGGCCUGCAGUCAAAGCAUGGAGGUGAGCCAACGGAUAGAAACACACUACGGGGCAAAUGAUACAUCACUCUUCGCGUUGGUCGAAGACCUCGAAACAAGCCACCGAGACAAUUUAGAUUUGGCACUGAUGUGCUGCAGUCAGCUCAUGAGAAGCGAGAGCUGCCUCUUCCUCACAACACAGGGCAGUGUCGGUGUCGGCCCGAUUGAUACGGAAAAGGGAGACACAAUCGCUCUCCUCCGCGGCGUCGCCGUCCCCAUGCUCCUGCGGCCAGCCGAGGAGGAACAGGGGAACCAGCACACGUUUUCCGUCAUCGGUCCCGCGUACAUCGAGAAGCAUAUGGAUUUGUCCGAGUUCAACGCCGGCGUUCACGGGAUCGACUGGGUUGCUGUAUACCUCGUUUGA
Messenger RNA from Colletotrichum karsti, 1272 nucleotides. RefSeq lists its product as uncharacterized. Lineage: Eukaryota; Fungi; Ascomycota; Sordariomycetes; Glomerellales; Glomerellaceae. The record is from RefSeq and is a predicted model, not a curated record. The transcript has a single exon.